AUCCUGGGCAAGGCGUACGCCGUCCUGAGCGACGCGGAGCAGCGGGCCGUGUACGAUGAGCAGGGCACGGUGGACGAGGAGGGCGAGGCGCUGAGGGGCGAGCGGGACUGGCAGGAGUACUGGCGGCUGCUCUUCAAGAAGAUCACGGUAAAAGAUAUCGAAGACUUCGAAAAGAGCUAUAAAGAUUCAGAAGAAGAGCUAGCUGAUAUUAAAGCAGCGUACAUGGACUUUGAGGGUGACAUGGACAGAAUAAUGGAGUCUGUGUUGUGUGUGGACUAUACAGAUGAACCAAGAAUACGGAAAAUCAUAGAAAAAGCCAUUGACUCUGGAGAAGUCCCAUCCUACAAAGGCUUUGUAAAAGAGUCUAAGCAGAAAAUGAUCGCAAGGAAAAGGCGGGCAGAAAAAGAAGCCAGAGAGGCAGAAAAGACUAAAGAUGAACUGGGCCUUGGUGGAGAAGAUGACUUGAAAGCGCUGAUUCAAAGCAGAAAUAAAGAUCGGAAAAAGGAAAUGGAUGACUUUUUGGCCCAACUGGAAGCAAAAUACGGGAAUAAUGCUAAAAAAGGAGGAAAGAAGACUGCAGCCAAGAAAGGAAAGAAAUAA
Molecule: messenger RNA, 600 nt
Organism: Nipponia nippon (crested ibis)
Lineage: Eukaryota; Metazoa; Chordata; Aves; Pelecaniformes; Threskiornithidae
Source: RefSeq, a predicted model, not a curated record